GCUAGUAAGUUAGAUGAAAAUAACUUAGUUAAAUAUAUAGGAGAAGACUUGAGAGUCCUGAUUAGGCUUAGCCUAGGGGGUAGAGGGUAGUGAAAGGAAUGUUAAGUGGUAGUAGAAACGAAUAGGGGCAUCUUGCGACAACCCCUACUUAAGGGAAAGAUGGAGAAGUGGUUGGACGUGGCAGCGAAAGAACACAUUCUCGAUCCCACAAGAUACGCGAUCCAAUCCAUCGUCAGUGAGGCUGUCAGCGACUGCUUUCGCACCGUUCUAUGCGCCCUCAGUAACAGCAGUGUCCAGCUGGAGUGGCUCCUGGUUUAUUUGGAUUCUUUCAAUUAUAAAACUGGCCUCCUUGUUGAAAAUCCUGUCUUCCCUAACCGAAUCUCGUCAGUGAUAAAUGAGAGAUCAUUUCUGGACCUUACGGAAUUACACAUGGACCUAGACGCGUACAUUCGUUCUCAGUCCAUUUACCAAGCUCUUCCAAAAUUCCUUUCGCUCGCCCCUAAACUGGAAAGUCUGAGCCUUUCCUCUUCGGCCGCAUCCUUGUAUACGUCCUGGGUUAUUCGCGAGCUUUCCCAGCUACAGUUUCCGUGUCUGAAAUCUUUAGAGCUGAAUGCAGUUUCUGCCAAGCAAGAGUCCCUGUCACGUCUACUUCUCAAGCACCGGAACACGUUUCGCAAAGUUGCGCUACUUGAUGUUUGUUUGUGCAAUCCGGAGGACUUAAACGCUCGAGGGGAUCCCAACGAAUGGCACGUCAUAUUACAAGCUCUGCUAGAGUUAGGGUUGGAAUGCUUUUCCAUUUUUAGACCUUGUAUGCCGCACUAUGGCGUUCUAUUCGUGUUUAACGAUGGGAAUGUAGACCCAAAUCUUUCUAGAAAAACACCUGACGAGGUUCGAAAGGCAAUAAAUAGGGUCUGGAGGACCAAGCUUAGGAGGGAAGCUUAGUAUACGAUGGACGGUGUCGUGGCGAUACGGCUUA
Eremomyces bilateralis CBS 781.70 is the source of this 976-nucleotide messenger RNA. RefSeq lists its product as uncharacterized. The record is from RefSeq and is a predicted model, not a curated record. The transcript has a single exon. NCBI's taxonomy places the organism in Eukaryota, Fungi, Ascomycota, Dothideomycetes, Eremomycetales, Eremomycetaceae. Bases 160 to 942 code for a protein of 260 amino acids.